Messenger RNA from Penicillium samsonianum, 2478 nucleotides. RefSeq names its product putative GTPase activating protein (Gyp3). The record is from RefSeq and is a predicted model, not a curated record. Bases 1 to 2478 code for a protein of 825 amino acids. The transcript has a single exon. NCBI's taxonomy places the organism in Eukaryota, Fungi, Ascomycota, Eurotiomycetes, Eurotiales, Aspergillaceae.
AUGGCCACAGAAAACGUAAACCCUCGAUAUCCGCCUCCCUCAGCUGAUUUCGACCUUCCCGGCCGCCGCAGAGUUCCUCACCCACCCCGAUUGGAGUCUUUGGUCGACCCACGCGCGCGAACCGCAAAUUCCGCUCCGAGGUCCUCACCACACUCUCCCCGCUCUACACAUCGCCAGAGAUCGCGUUCGCCUCUGCCUCGGCCGCACAAUCCUCAUGAAUACCCGUGGCCACCCACUCCGCCUCACCAUGGCCCCUCGCCGGGUACGAGAGGCGAAUGGAAGACCCCUAGACCUACCGGUCGCCCUCGACUAUACGCCACACCACCUGAAACCCAUCCCCCGAACUGGCCCGCGCGAGACGACUUCGAACGGCCGGUGCAUCGGAAACCUAUGCCUGCACGAGGGGGGCUCCGUAUAUCCAUGUCAACAUCCCGGUUGAAUAAUAGGCGCCCAAGAACGCAGGAAUCUAUGGAGCACCGCCCACAGGAUAUGAGCUCCCAAGGACAGCUUCAGUCAUGCUUCCCAACAAACGGGCCCGCCGAUGAAAAUCCUCCCCGGCCAAGCGUCAAUUCGUCCGAAACCUGGCGCUCGAGCAUUGAACAGGCAAGCGGAACAGAGCGCAGCAGUGUUUUAACCAAGAGCAGCUCGAUCACCGAUCUCUCACCGGAUACUCCCGACGCGCCUUAUGGGAUGGACAAUGGGAUGAGUGUAGAAGACGCGAUUUCCAUGUACCUCGAUGGCUUCAGCGACGUGACUGAAGAGCCUGGCUCGCCGAAAUCCCACGCAGGGAGUAAAGCGCCAUCAGUAACGCCCCCACCAUCACGCGAUUCACAUCUACAUGAACCACACCCACUAGAAUUUCCGUCGCUGAGCGACGUUCCGCCGAUACCCCCGAUGCCAGAAUUCACCAUGUCGCAAGGCACAAGGCCGGAUUCAUUGUUUUUGCCAAACAUGGCUUAUUCUGCACCCACACCCACAGCACCCCUCCUCUCAGAAUCCCCGCCAGAUUUUACACCAUUGGAGCCUGCACUACCAGAACAUCCACCAGAACCCGACCCGUCAGACCCUGCCAUGCCAGACUCCCCGCGCGAUUUCACUCCGUCCGCAUCGCCGGUAGCUGAGGUGCCUGAGGUGCAUACUGCACACCAACGACAGCCCUCGACAAAAGUGUUUAUUCCGGGGUUAGUGCCGCCCGAACUCCGCUCUGGAAACGGCCCUCGAGACGAUUACGGAUUUCGCAAAGCUACACAAUAUGUAACCCUGGAUGAAUACGAGACCUGGAAAGGAUCCUACUCCAACCAUGUUACGCAACGGAGAGCCAAAUGGUGUGAAUUGCUCAAAGAACACGGGCUACCCACAUCACAACCCACAACGUUCCCGCCGCAGUCUUCGAAGGUCAAGCGAUUUGUUCGUAAAGGAAUUCCACCAGAGUUCCGAGGUGCGGCUUGGUUCUAUUAUGCCGGCGGGUACGAGCUUUUGAACCAGAACUUUGGCCAUUAUGAUGAACUUGUUGCGAAGGCCAUGAGCUCACCGAGUAACGACGAUAAGGAGCACAUCGAGCGUGAUCUCCACCGCACAUUCCCUGACAACCUCCAUUUCAAACCAGAGGCCACCCAGCAAGCAGAACAUUCCGGCAGCAGCAAUCCGAAUUAUUCUAAUGUCACCACGGAGACGCAGAUGAUUCAAUCCCUACGUCGGGUUCUGUAUGCUUAUGCGCUGCAUAACCCGAAGAUCGGAUAUACCCAGUCUUUGAAUUUCAUCACGGGAAUGCUCCUUCUUUUCCUCCCCGAAGAAAAAGCAUUCUGGAUGUUGCAUAUCAUUGCCGCAGACUACUUGCCUGGAACUCAUGAAAUCAGUCUGGAGGGUGCCAACAUUGACCUCUGGAUUCUCAUGGUCCUGCUGAGGGACUCCAUGCCGGGCAUCUAUUCCAAGAUCGCUGCCAUGGGAGGAACCCCGUCCGGACGGGGCAAAAUGCCUCCCUUGACAGUGAACUCUCGGCUGCCGGACAUAACCUUGGGACUGACCAACUGGCUUAUGUCGGUCUUCAUCGGAAGUUUACCUCUAGAAACCACCCUCCGAGUUUGGGAUGUUUUCUUCUAUGAGGGCUCCAAGACUUUCUUCCGCGUGUCUUUGGCAAUCUUCAAAGCGUGCGAAAAGGACAUCCUCGGCGUGACAGACCCCAUGGAAGCAUUCCAGAUCGUCCAAACCAUCCCUAAAAAACUGCUGGAUGCUAACACGUUGAUGGAUGAAUGUUUCGUACGUCGGCACCGCGUCGGACAAGGUCGUAUCGAGGAACUCCGAGCUCAACGCCGGACAGCUGUCCGCGAAGAGAAGUUGCGACGAUCAGUAGCCUUCAGCAAAGGUCAGCUUCAUUCUGGGACGGAUGAUUUCACCGGCCGAAGCCGCACACCAAUCCCGGGCCUCGAGCACCGGGUCGUCGGUUCCUGGCGUCACUUGAAACAACAUGCAUUUCGAUAA